Molecule: messenger RNA, 1686 nt
Organism: Symbiodinium sp. CCMP2592
Lineage: Eukaryota; Dinophyceae; Suessiales; Symbiodiniaceae
Source: the annotation of a GenBank genome assembly
AUGCCGAAGCGGUUUCAGCGGUCGCAGUCAGCGGAUGCUUCCGGCGUCAGAGUGUUCACAGAAGUAUCGCAAGAGGGGGAGGAUUGUGAUGACGUGCUGACCCAGACUGCACUGGACGAGAUCCGUCAGCUGAAGAACCCUCCGCUGGCGGUGCGACGGACUCUGGAGGUGAUGCACAUUGUCCUCAAUGCUCAGCGGCACAGUAAAGGCUUGCCCGUGCAGGGCAUCAAGUGGGAGAGUGUACUCAGGACGUUGGCUUCGGAUGAUUUGGCGGAGCAGUUGGAGACGUACGACAUCAAUCAACUGAGAAGGUUUCCGGAUCUUGCACGGGAUCUGCAUGAUUUCUACUUCGAAGAAGGGCUAUGCUUCAACCGGCACAAGUCGCGGUGCUCCCGCAAGCUGCAGACUUCCAAGAGUAGCUUUCUCCGCCGCGCAGUUACGUCGGAGGAGCUGAAGCUCAGUCCUGGCCGAGUUCGUUAUGCCUCACGUGCUGCUGCAACGCUGUUCGCCUGGGCGGCCAAAGCUGUGAUAGAGGCGCUGCCGCCUCCCACGCCCCCGAUGCCGCCCACGCCUGAACCAGUCUUGGAAGAGGCCGAGGUGGAAGUACUGCCGGAGCUGCUGCUUCCUGGCGAGGCCGAGUCUCCGGUGCAGACACUUACAGCAGGAGUUUGGGCGACUUGCGCUCGGGGCCAUGGGCUUUGUGUGGGCAUUUCAGGUACACCUGUCUGCGCAGUCUGUGGCAAUACGAUUCUUCGCGGGGGCGAUAGUGCCUCCUGCCGCCUCUGUGGCUUCUUCGUUUGUGUAGGAUGCCGCAAAGGCACCUGGCUGAACAUCUCUGCUUCUUCUACCUCCGCAUCGUCAUCUCUGCAAAUCGAGGUUGUUGCAAUGCGAUUCUUGCGCGACGGCGAGGAGCCGCCUGCUGCGCUGGCUCAAGUCGCCCAGGUGCCGGGAGCAGCUGCUACGUGGAGCCAGCAAAAGCUCGAUGAGGUGCAAUUGAGCAUCCGAAACGACCUCGUGAAGGAAGGGGGUGCCAAGGCGUCCAUCUCAUUUGACGUGCAGGCGACACCGAAGGUGUCGCCGGUACCAUCUAGAAGUGGGUCGGGCGUCUUCGGGUUAAUGGACAUGAAGGCGUUGAAUGUGCAGCGACUGGAUGACUGUAUCGCGCAGGAGGCCCAGGUGCGAACACAAAAGCUGCAGGACAUGAAACGGGUGGUUCUGCAGCCAAAGAUUACACAGGCCCAAGGCAAGCUCGAGGCUGCCUUCUUGAAUCAGCUGGAACAUGUUCACAGCCUUCUGGCCGUCAACGAUCGGAUGGCGUCGGUGGAGAAGGCGAAUGGAGAAUCGAUGUCAAUCCUCGAAAUUCGAGUUUUGCGCAACUAUUGGAUGCUCUCUGAGGCGGGAGACAGCGCUGGCAAGUAUGUCCGGUUCAAGCCGGAGCAGGAUUUGACGGACUUCAAAAAGGCUUUCGAGAUGGAGCGAGAAAAGACUUUUCACGAGCGGCUGGAGUCUGCGAGGGUCCACACGGCUGAGCGCAGCUUUUGCGUGAUGCUGACGAAAGUACGAGAGCGGGACCGCGAGCAGCAAAAGUUCAAGGAGAUUGGCAAUAAAUGGCAGCAGGGCGAGCACGGCACGUUUCACUCAAAGGCAGACUCUACUUUCUUUAACAUGAACAAGGAUAUGCGCUGA